This is a messenger RNA of Xenopus tropicalis (tropical clawed frog), 3252 nucleotides long. It is a transcript of the gene rfx6, whose product is annotated as regulatory factor X6. Gene Ontology annotation, biological process: DNA-templated transcription; regulation of DNA-templated transcription; endocrine pancreas development. The record is from RefSeq and is a predicted model, not a curated record. The coding region runs from base 291 to 3086 and encodes 931 amino acids. The transcript is spliced from 19 exons. Gene Ontology annotation, molecular function: DNA binding; DNA-binding transcription factor activity. Lineage: Eukaryota; Metazoa; Chordata; Amphibia; Anura; Pipidae. Gene Ontology annotation, cellular component: nucleus.
AUGAGGAAGAACCAUCAAGCUGAUGAUAAACUGCCCUUAAUUUGACAGCAGAUCUGUGCCAACAAAUGGGUGUGAUUAUGGGCUUGCCUUAAAAUAACUCAAAUGAUGUCAGACCACUUUUCACCUGGACUGGGGGAAAAGUGUCCUUGAAUUCUGUGAAGUUCCUUUCAGCACAAUUAUAUAUUGUAAUAUUACAUUGAAAUAUUACAUUUUUCAUCUUACCUAAACAUCACAUUUUGGUUCUCCUGGGACAUGGUUUUUUUUAACAGAAACUUUUUCAGCCUUUUUUGAUGGUUGCAUGGGCAUUGCCUGAACCUGGUGACAUGCCAAUUGAAAGAUUUUCAGAGACACAAGAAGGUGACUGCCCCUUCCAAAAUGGAGAACCCUUACCAAAAACAGCCUCAGGGAUGGAGGAUUGUUAUGGAACUAUGGUAGGGAAGGAUUUACUUUCAUAUCCACAAGAAGAUCUCUGUGAACAAGCACAGGAAGACAUUAUGCUAACACCAGAAGAGGAAGACUCAUCUGUGAGUCUGGGCAUAAAAACAGAAAUGGACCUCUCCAAUGAGAUGUUUUCAUCAGAAGAUGAGGAUUUAGAUAUUAUUUAUAAUAAAAAUGCUUUGCUAACCAAUAAAAUAUCACAGAGGAAAUCCAUCACUCAGAUCAUUAAGGAUAAAAAGAAGCAGACUCAACUGACAUUGCAAUGGCUUGAGGAGAACUAUAUUGUAUGUGAGGGAGUUUGCCUGCCUCGAUGCAUACUGUAUGCCCACUAUUUGGACUUCUGCAGGAAGGAGAAACUAGAGCCAGCUUGUGCAGCAACAUUUGGAAAGACAAUUCGACAGAAGUUUCCACUUCUUACCACAAGGAGACUUGGGACCCGAGGCCAUUCAAAGUACCACUAUUAUGGAAUAGGAAUCAAGGAAAGCAGUGCUUACUACCAUUCAGUUUAUUCUGGAAAGGGGUUGACAAGGUUUUCUGGCAGCAAGUUAAAGAGCGAGGGUGGCUUUACAAGAAAAUACUCUCUUAGUUCAAAGACUGGAACAUUGCUGCCGGAAUUUCCAAGUGCUCAGCAUCUUGUCUUACAAGGGUGCAUAUCCAAGGAAAAGGUAGAUACUCUCAUCAUGAUGUAUAAAACCCACUGUCAGUGUGUGCUUGACAAUGCAAUUAAUGGAAAUUUUGAAGAGAUUCAGCACUUCCUAUUACACUUUUGGCAAGGUAUGCCAGACCAUCUACUUCCACUGCUUGAGAACCCUAUAAUCAUAGACAUAUUUUGUGUUUGUGAUUCUAUACUUUACAAGGUUCUCACAGAAGUGCUCAUCCCUGCAACAAUGCAAGAAAUGCCAGAAAGUUUGUUAGCAGACAUAAGGAACUUUGCUAAACACUGGGAGCAGUGGGUCGUUUCAUCUCUCGAAAACCUUCCUGAGUCCCUUUCUGAAAAGAAACUUCCAAUAGCCAGGAGAUUUGUAUCAUCUCUGAAAAGGCAGACAUCAUUCCUACACUUAGCCCAGAUUGCACGCCCUGCCCUUUUUGAUCAGAAUGUGGUUAACUCCAUGACAUCUGACAUUGAGAAGGUGGAUUUGUGCAGCAUUGGAUCUCAGGCUCUUCUUACCAGUUGCAGUGGUGCAGAUUCAGAUUGUGAUGUCUACACUGAGUUGUUUCAAGAACUAAAGGAUCUAUUGAAAAAAAAUGCUACAGUUGAAUCAUUUAUAGAAUGGUUGGACAAUGUUGUAGAGCAGAAAGUUAUAAAGGCAAGUAAGCAAAAUGGAAAGUCACUGAAGAAGCGAGCACAGGAUUUUCUUUUAAAGUGGAGUUUCUUUGGUGCCCGUGUUAUGCACAAUUUGACUCUCAACAAUGCAUCUAGCUUUGGUUCAUUUCAUCUGAUUCGAAUGUUGCUUGAUGAGUAUAUUCUUCUGGCAGUAGAGACACAGUUUAACAAUGAUAAAGAACAAGAGCUUCAGAAUUUACUGGAUAAGUACAUGAAAAAUGCAGAUGCAAGCAAAGCCACUUUUACAGCAUCCCCAAGCUCCUGCUUUCUAGCAAGUCGCAACAAGUCUGGCAAUCUUUCAACAGAUUCUUCUGUAAAAAAUGAAUGUCUUCAGAAACAGACUUUUACAACUUUGUCAUCUGAGCAGCAUUCUGGUCUUGUUAGUGGCAUGCACGCCUUUGCAAAUGGAGACAAUGAAAAUAUUCAACUUACAGAUCCAGUGGACAUAUCCCAAAGCACAGGACAUCUGAUGACUCCACCUAUGUCACCUGCAAUGUUAAAUAGGGGAAGUGUUAUAAACCAAGGACCAAUGGCUAUAAGGCCCUCCAGUGUUGGCCCAGUCUUGCCAAGUCACGCACAUGUUUCCUCAUUUUCAGACACUCCUUAUGAAAACCAUCCAUCAUCAAACCAGAACUAUUUUGCAACUGGUUCAAACUAUCAAGCAAUGUUUCAUGCUCAGCCCCCCAAUGGAGUUUUCAUCCGUCGGGUGGAUCAAAGCCGAUAUACACCUAUCAAUGAGCAACAAAUUUCCAGGGACUAUUUUACUAGCAGCUGUGCAGUAUCUCCCUACAGUGGACAUCCCUCUUCAAACUACGGACCAUCAACAAGUCCCCAAGAAAUACACAGCAUGCAGUUCAUUAACACCAGGGGAUUCAAUUUUUUGGGCAGUUCUGGAGGGUGUCAGAAUGGGAAUUAUUCAUCUAAUUCUUCCAAUGGAUACUAUGGGAAUAAUUUAAGCUACCCAGAAUCCCACAGGCUUGGAUCCAUGAUUGAUCAGCAUGUAUCAGUAAUCAGUAGUGUCAGCAGUAUUCGCCCGCUUCACUCAUUCAAUGACAUCCAUGAUCCACUUAAUAUAUUAGAUGACAGUGGAAGAAAACAGCUUGGAUCUUUUUAUGCAGAAACACCAUCUCCUAUCAUUUGUCGUAAAUCCAUGGCCUCAAAUAUGCCAAGUGUGAUAUCAGCAUCCACUUCCCAGUGUAUGUAUGGAGCUUCAGGCCAGUACAUCUCUCAAGAAACCGGGCAGCCCAGUGAUGUCAGAGAAUUAGUGCCAUCAUUGCCUCCAAUCAACACAGUGUUUAUGGGAGCAGCAUCAGGAAGCACAUGAAGGCAGUUCUACAGUCCCCUUAACACUUCUACUUAGAGCAAAUACUUGUCACUGGACAUAGAAUUAUACAGACCUAAGCUGGAAGCUGUACUUGCAGCAGAAGACUUUUAUGAUCUCCAAGUUGAAAACUGUGCCUGUUUCUUUGUUCCUGUGAAGCACAACCUGC